Molecule: messenger RNA, 4189 nt
Organism: Wasmannia auropunctata (little fire ant)
Lineage: Eukaryota; Metazoa; Arthropoda; Insecta; Hymenoptera; Formicidae
Product: hrp65 protein-like
Exons: 13
Coding region: 1-1575 (524 amino acids)
Biological process (GO): regulation of DNA-templated transcription
Cellular component (GO): nucleus
Molecular function (GO): RNA binding
Source: RefSeq, a predicted model, not a curated record
AUGAAAAUGAAUGACUCCAUGGAUGGAGGCAUGGAUAAUCCUAUGCCCGAAGGGAUGGGUGGUGGCAUGGGUGGCGGUAUGGGCAGCGGUAUGGGCAGUGGUAUGGGUGGUGGUAUGGGCGGCGGUAUGGGUGGUGGUAUGGGCGGUGGUAUGGGUGGCGGCAUGGGUAUGGGUCGCGGCGGUGCAAUGCGAGGAGGUGGAAGAGGAGGUCGCGGUGGUGGCGACAGAAGCAUGGCCAAUAGAUCGCAAGACGAUCGACUGAUGGAGCGCGUCAUGGCUAUCAGUGGACCCACUCAUGAGCUCCCACCACAAGACACGACAGAAAAGAAGUUCAGUGGUCGAAAUCGUUUGUACGUUGGAAAUUUGACAAACGACGUGAACGAGGAAGAGAUUCAGACCUUGUUCCAAAAAUUUGGAGAAAUAUCCGAGUUGUUUGUGAACAAAGAGAAAAGUUUUGCUUUUCUCAGAAUGGAUUAUAAAGCAAACGCCGAUACAGCUAAGCGCGAACUAGACGGUUCAAUGCGUAAAGGUCGUGCUCUAAAGGUACGCUUCGCUCCUCAUUCGUCGACAAUCAAAGUGAAGAAUCUAACGACUUGGACAUCUAAUGAACUCCUUGAGAGAGCGUUCGGUGUCUUUGGCGAAAUCGAGCGUGCAAUAGUGAAAGUUGACGACAGGGGUAAAAGUACUGGCGAAGGAAUUGUCGAGUUUUGUCGGAAACCAUCUGCUCAAUUAGCCCUGAGAAAAUGCACAGAGGGUUGCUAUUUUGUCACAGCUUCUCUUCGACCAGUAGUCGUUGAGCCGUUUGAGCAGCAAGAUGAUGUGGACGGCUAUCCUGACAAGAAUUUACCACGCAAGAAUCCAGAAUUUUUCAAAGCGCGUGAAAUUGGACCACGCUUUGCACAAGUAGGUAGCUUCGAGCACGAAUACGGCACGAGAUGGAAGCAAUUGCACGAAUUAUACAAGCAGAAGGAAGAAGCACUUAAACGGGAAAUGGCUAUGGAGGAAGAAAAAUUGGAGGCCCAAAUGGAAUUUGCUCGAUAUGAACACGAAACAGAACUCUUGAGGGAACAAUUGCGCAUGCGCGAGGCGGAUCGUGAAAGGCAGAAGAGAGAAUGGGAGAUGAAGGAGCGACAAGCCGAAGAGCAGAGGACUCGCGAAGAGGAAUUACGACGGCGCCAACAAGAAGAAAUGGCGAUACGCAUCAGGAGACAGGAAGAGGAAUUGCAUAGACGCCAACAGGAAAACAAUUUGUUUAUGCAGGAACAGGCAAUUCGCAGUGGUGGCAAAAAUUAUGGGGAUUCCGUCAGUAACAAUGAUCGUGAUGGAUACGGUCAACCUGAUGGUGGAAGCGGAAUGCCAGUGGACCCAAAGUCUUUUAUGGACGCGUACAAUAUGGAUCGCGGUAGUCGAGGGGGUUAUAACGAUGAUCGUGGGCAAAUAAUGGAUUUAAUGGAUAUGAGGGUUGACAUGGGUAAUAUGGGUGGCGGUCGUGGAGGUAGUGGUGGUAGUGGACGUUGGCAAGGAAAUGACCGAAAUCGCCCGGAUGAUUAUCCUACCAAACGCCGACGUUAUUAAACAUUAAACAUGCGCAGUACGAAGUCUUACUUCGCUGACUUCUUAACUAAAUCGUACUAUGUCCUUCGUUCAUUCCUCACUUUUAUAUUAUUUACCUUGGUAAUUAACGAGGAAAUGGGCAAGGAGUAGUGUUGAGAGAGAAUUGAAUAUCACUUACGAGUAUGAUGUUUGACAUCAAUGGCAUUAAUGUGCUGAUUUGAGAAAUUCUGCUUGCGAAUGAACGAUGUAUGAGAGUUUGGACUUGAACACAAUUAUAAUAUUUCUUUGAUACUUUGACGGAUUCUGUGUCCUCCAGAUGACAAUUCCUCUUGAGCAUGUAUUCCGAUUAAAUAUCAACGAUAUUAUUGGUGUUUUUACAAAAAUUAACUUUCAUUACUUUAUUAUACUUUUUAGAAAUCUGCUCAUUACUUUAUUAUACUUUUUAGAAAUCUGCUAUAAAUUGCUAUUUCGGAAAUUCAUGCAAAAUAUCAUCAAUUAAAAAGCAAUAGUUAGCAUGCUCCAUAUUUUAUUAGACACAAUUCCGCAGUUUCAUCUUCGACUCGAAUAAAAAAUUAUAAAUUUGAGUCUUUAUAAUUAAUAUGUGUAUUUAUGAUAUAUAAAUAUGAACGAGAUAUGGUCUAUAUGCCCAUAAAUAUUAGACAUACAAUCAUCAAUAAUUUAGGUUUUCAUAUUACAUUUGUAUCACAAUUGAGAUGCAUACAUUUAUUACAAAGCAAGAUUCAAAGUUACAAUUUAUUUGAAGAUUUUGAGAAAUGUAAAUAACAUAAAAAUAUAAUAGCAUAAUUUUUUUGUUCUACGAUGUUUUUGUUCUGAAUAUCAUUGCUCACAGAUUUUUAUCAGAAAUCUGUGUUAUUGCUUUAUUAAAUCGUUCAUUCUAAAUUUGUACUGUAUCAUUUAGUUAUUCUUUCGAUAACAAUAGUACUAUUCAUUUAUCAUUUAAAAGGCUUUAAUUUAAUUUUUUGUUAUUAACUAGACUAGAUUUUUUUGUUAACCUCAUUUAUUUUUUACUCUUUACCUGAAUUAUGAAAGUACUAUCAAUGUAUAAGUGUUGACGUAAAAAUGUCACGAUUAGAACUUAAUUUUCCAAUUAAAAUUUGCAAUACGCUUGAUUUGUCUUGAAAAGUAGUAUUAUGUUGUAUUUCGUAUGUCGAGUAUAGUUGGAUCAUAUACAAAUUUAUCCAUUUUGAAAUAUUUAUCUCAGUAAUUAUCUUAGUAUAUAAGUUACUAUACAUACAUAUAUACAAAUAUAUAUACAUACAUAUGCAGUACUAUUUGCAAAUAUAAUAUUCAAUACUUUGUGAAGAACCUUAAUCUAUAUAGCAGCGUGAUUUAAAAAAAUAAAGAUAUAUAAUACACAAACGUACAUAUCUCUAAUAUCAAUCAGUAUUACUUUAUCUUCUAUGAAUUACGUACAUAAUUGAUCUUCUAUGAAUUAUAGAUUACGACUUUUGCUACUACAUGAAAUAUUACAUAAAAUAUUUGAUGAUCUCUUAAUUUUGCUUUCAGUUCAACGAUUUUCUAUAUCUUCUACAUAGGAAAGGUUUGACAUAUUGAUAUUUUCAGGCAAAGUUUCUAACAAACAUCUUUGGAUGUUAUAUAAUUUGUUCCUCUUUGAAAAAGUCUGCGAAAAAGUCUUAUUAUUUAUUAUAUUUUAUACACAGCUUAGAAACGUUGUAGUUUAUAAUAGUUAUGUUAAUAGACAAGACAAUACGUUACGAAAAUAUAUAUAAAGCAAAGCGGUCUGAAAGUUUCCUAUACUGGUUGAAAUUUUUUUAAUGUAAAUUUCCUAAUAGGUAAUUAUAUCUAAAACAGCUUUUAAAAACUUGAGAAUUUGAAUUUAUGUAAUUACCUAAUUAUAAUUAUCAUCUUAUGUUUUUUUUUUUAUGCAAUAGAUAUGAAGAAAAAGAAAGAUGUUUUUUAUAAGGACUGUAUUGUAAUGCUUGUGAUUAAAAAAUCCUGUACAAUUUUUUUUGUAAUUUUUUUAUUCUAUUUAUACUAUUGGUAAUUUUGUCUAUUCGUUCGAGUCUUUAAGAAUCAUGCAUAAUGAAAGAAAAGAGUAUUUUCCAUCUUCAAGAAUCUUUCACGUUCCAGUGCUUAAUAUUAUUCCAGUGUUAAAUAAUAUUUAUUUAGAAACUGAAUAUAAUUAAUCAAGACUAUUUUAACGGAGAGGAGACUACAAUCACAAGAUAGGCUUACUUACUCGAAACUGCUAAUCAAUGAACUACCUGUUAACGAGAUUAGUGCAGCAGCAGGUUGAAUACAAGAAAGCGCUCACAAAGUAGAGUUUGGUACAUCGAGACAACGCACAGGCUUGAUGUCAUUAGCGAUGAUAGCUUGAUGAUAGCGAAAUAAUAACCUCAUACUUCCAAGGAAAGUCCAGAAUGAAGAAUUAACGCAAAUUGGUCUGAUACAUAGGAUACAUCAGUUAUUUUAAAGAGGAUUACAAGGUGUAUUCUCUGUCAAGAAUACUUUCCAGCAACAAGUAAUUGAAGGCUACUUUAGCUUUACUUAAUAGAAAGCAUUCUGUACGCGAUAUAAUCCAGCGGUUGGAACUAUUAAAAUAUAUAUUGUUUUUUAAAUAUUUGAAUAAAUAUAUUUUUUUUAUUAAAAAUAA